GCGCGAGCGGACACGGAUGGGCAAGCGGAAAUGGACAAGGGAAUGGAACCGGCACGGGAAGGGAAACGGACGCGGAAAGGGGAAAGGAAAGGGACACGAUGGUGAGGUCAGAAUCCGAUUUGAUGUACUCAAGUUACUGUAUUGAUAACUGAGUCAUUGAGAGAUCCACGCUUGAAGGAUACUGUACCGACGGUGUCCAACCGUGAGUAUUUCGAACUCCCCAAUACCCUCCAGUAUUUUCAACCGCCAAGUUGAAAGAAAGCCCCGUUCCGCUGCCGUUCUCGCCUUGCACCUUCGCCACCAAGAUGGCAUCGUUAGAGAUAGACUUUACAAAAAGGGAGUGUCUGGUAAAUGGCAAGUUUAGAGUUAGUCACGGGCGCUUUGGAGACUCGGAUGGUAAAGAGAGUAGAGGAAAACAUAUUCAUUCGAUGUCAGAGUUUCGAUACGACUCGAAUUUCAUGACUGAAUCCCGUCCUAUCACGGUCACGUUCCUUCUCUCCAUCCUUCUCCGGUGACGGCGACCUGGAAGUCCACCCAGCUCCUUCUUACUCUCCACCAUACCGUUCAUUUAAUUAUGCGGACCAGUAACUCACUGCCCCUCACACUUUUGAGAUGUCUUGAUGGAACCGGGCCCGUGGAACGUUGAGAGCACGAAUGUAUGACGGUAGGGGUAGUAGCAGGAUGCAAAGCGCAGGAGGGGAUGCGGAUGUCGCAUCCUCUGGGCUCUUCUCUUUCUCUCGACAUCUCGCUUGGGAGAGCUA
Molecule: messenger RNA, 761 nt
Organism: Stereum hirsutum FP-91666 SS1
Lineage: Eukaryota; Fungi; Basidiomycota; Agaricomycetes; Russulales; Stereaceae
Exons: 3
Coding region: 306-515 (69 amino acids)
Source: RefSeq, a predicted model, not a curated record